Messenger RNA from Coregonus clupeaformis (lake whitefish), 1327 nucleotides. Its product is annotated as RPE-retinal G protein-coupled receptor. The transcript is spliced from 7 exons. Gene Ontology annotation, molecular function: G protein-coupled receptor activity. The coding region runs from base 336 to 1226 and encodes 296 amino acids. Lineage: Eukaryota; Metazoa; Chordata; Actinopteri; Salmoniformes; Salmonidae. Gene Ontology annotation, biological process: G protein-coupled receptor signaling pathway; phototransduction; visual perception. Gene Ontology annotation, cellular component: membrane. The record is from RefSeq and is a predicted model, not a curated record.
AGUUGUUAUAUAGAUCAGUGAGCUGCGCAUGCGCACUGGGUGCGCAGAAACCACUUCAAUGAACACAAAGAUUGGGGAAGAAAAAAAAAAUCGGAAAAAGAAGAAAAUUAGCACUUAUCCAAUGUGCAGCAGACUCUAUUGCUAUUUUCCCACUUAUUAGAACAUUCUUGUAGGGAUUGGUGAGGGUUUUACUUGAGAUAAGUCCUUGCAUGCCUUUUCACGUGAAAGAGCCUUUAAAAGGAGUUCAGUCUUAGAAACCUCUUUCACUUUUAGGAGCAAGAAUAAACGUAGAAGAAUUAGUUGUAGUGUCCGACAAUUAUAGUGGGCACUAAAAAAUGGCAGCAUACACAUUACCGGAGGGUUUCUCCGAUUUUGACAUGUUUGCAUUCGGUUCAGCGCUUCUUGUUGGGGGUCUUCUUGGAUUCUUCCUCAACGCCAUUUCAAUAUUGGCCUAUAUUAGCGUAAAGCAAAUGCGAACUCCCAGUAAUUUUCUUGUGUUUAACCUUGCUGUGGCUGACAUUAUGCUCAAUAUAACUGGCCUGAUCGCUGCAUACGCCAGCUUAACUUAUAGACACUGGCCCUGGGGCCAAGAUGGAUGUAGCAACCAUGCCUUCAUGGGGAUGACAGCAGUCCUGGCCUCUAUCAGCUUCCUGGCUACCAUCGCCUGGGACAGAUAUCACCAAUAUGUCACCAAUCAGAAGCUGUUUUGGAGCACGGCCUGGACUUUUUCUAUCGUUAUCUGGGGGAUGGCCAUCUUCUGGGCGGCCGUCCCUCUGGCUGGUUGGGGAGUUUAUGACUUUGAGCCCAUGAGGACCUGCUGCACUCUAGACUACACCAAAGGAGACAAGGACUACAUGACCUAUAUGGGGGCACUGACUGUCUUCUACCUUAUCUUCCCUGCUUAUGUCAUGAAGUCCAACUACGACGCCAUUCACGCAUACUUCAAGAAGAUCCACAAGCACAGGUGGAACACCAGUGUACCACUGAGGGUUCUGUUGUUCUGCUGGGGACCCUACGAAAUCAUGUGUAUCUACGCCUGCUUUGACAAUGCCAAACUGGUCUCUCCAAAGCUGAGAAUGUUGCUUCCUGUUUUGGCGAAAAUGAACCCCAUUUUCAACGCGUGGCUCUAUUCCUUUGGGAAUGAGUUCUACAGAGGAGGGGUGUGGCAGUUCCUGACUAGCCAGAAGUUUACUGAGCCGGUCGUUGUGAAGUUAAAAGGAAGAUAAAGGAAGUUUUCGUCUAUGCCCAUUCUAUUCUAAUUCUAUGGUUACACUACUGUACAGGCCAUAGAAUUAGAAUGGUCCAUUCUAUUCUAAUUCUAUGGUUA